Molecule: messenger RNA, 1133 nt
Organism: Suricata suricatta (meerkat)
Lineage: Eukaryota; Metazoa; Chordata; Mammalia; Carnivora; Herpestidae
Gene: MRPL41
Product: mitochondrial ribosomal protein L41
Exons: 1
Coding region: 141-548 (135 amino acids)
Biological process (GO): translation
Cellular component (GO): mitochondrial large ribosomal subunit
Molecular function (GO): structural constituent of ribosome
Source: RefSeq, a predicted model, not a curated record
GAAGCCGCCCGGACUGCCGGAAGUCGCCACGGUCGCCGGAAGCGGAGUGCGGUGCGGCGGAGGCCCGCAAGAGUUCUUCUGACCACGACCCCUUGCGUGUGGGCUGACUCGGAGAGCGCUCGCGUCCUGCGGGAUCCAGCAUGGGCCUCCUCAGCGGGGCGGCCCGCAUCGUGGUGCGGGGCGCCGACCGCAUGAGUAGGUGGACCAGCAAGCGGGGCCCACGCACCUUCCAUAAGAGCCGCGGUGCCAAGGGCACCGGCGUCCACGUCCGCGACGGGAAGUUCGUGCAGGUCAAGGAAAUGGUCCCGGAGCUGGUGGUGCCCGAGCUGGCCGGCUUCAAGCUCAAGCCCUACGUGAACUACCGCGUCCCGGCGGGCACGGACGAGCCGCUGACGGCGGAACAGCUGUUCCAGGAGGCAGUGGCACCUGCUAUCGAGAAGGACUUCAGGGACGGCACUUUCGACCCGGAGCAGCUGGACAAGUACGGCUUUGAACCCACGCAGGAAGGCAAGCUCUUCCAGCUCUACCCCAAGAACUUCCCGCGCUAGGAGCUGAGGAGUGGCGGCCGCCCGGUGUGCCCAUGGACCGUGUCUGGCCAUCGUCCCCGACCACUGGUCCCAGGGUGGGCAAGUGGGAAAGCAUUUCCUUCGUUUUGUUCCUAUUAAAGGCCUUGGGUACCGUCUGGUGUUGCUUUGGCAUCCGAUCAUUGUGAGAUGAAAGGGUGCAGCAUGACAGACCCGGGUGUAGCGACCGAGGCAGAGCUCGCAACAGUGGCCCCGUUCCCUGUGAAAUUGGAAGCAGUGUCUUCCCAACCAAAAGGUUCUGGAGAGGUAGGCCCGGGGCGAGAACACAUGGAAGAAGUAAAACUCACAAGACACAUGGUGCCACGCGACACCCGUUACUCCGGAAGCCAGGGAGCAUGUUCUCUGUGGGUUCAAAAACAGCUAUUCGGGGGGCCUAUCUCCAGUAAUCUGCAGUCUCUCCUCUGGGUUCCCCGGUUUCAGGGCACAGUCCCUGGAGUCUAAUGUAUCCUGCUUCAUAUUUAAUUGACCCUUAAGUAACCAUUAACACAAACCCUUAAGGAGGAUUCAAAUUCUUGUAUUGAAAUAAAUGCACCAUUAGCUGGGAACUGA